Molecule: messenger RNA, 6514 nt
Organism: Falco peregrinus (peregrine falcon)
Lineage: Eukaryota; Metazoa; Chordata; Aves; Falconiformes; Falconidae
Gene: CEP68
Product: centrosomal protein 68
Exons: 7
Coding region: 3927-6092 (721 amino acids)
Source: RefSeq, a predicted model, not a curated record
CCGGGCCGGGAGGGGGCAGCGGGACAGCGAGCGACUUUCUUUCCCUUUGGAGCCCGUCCCGUUACCCGCGGCGCGCUGUAGCCGUGCCCCCCGCAGCUCAGGGCAGCCGCAGGGUGCGGUGCCCCCCCGGCUUGUUUCCCUUUUUAAAAAAACUAAUUGUAUGUUAUUUUUAAUAUUUAUUUUAUUUUAUAUGGGUUAACCAGCCGGGUUUUUCAGCUGCGGAAAGGCUUUUUGGGCAGAAAGCGUGCCAGGAACGAAGCAAAACACUCCCAGAACUCCGACCCCGCAGGCCUGAGAGGCGCGGGCGGGGAAGGGGGGGGUCCCCAAAACAACAACCGCCCCCCUCAGCAAAACCGAGCCGGGACGGUGGGGGCGGGAGCAGCCCCGCCACCCCUGCGGGCCGCGGGGUGCCCAGGCAGUGGGUGUCACUGGUGGGGACAGGCCGCAGGGUGCCCAGGCGGUGGGUGUCACUGGUGGGGACAGGCUGCUGGGCCGGCAGCUGGCUUGGGACAGGCUGACAAAGCUCAGGGAUCGCUUUUCCCGAGAGUUUCCGCGGGACCGGCCCCUCUCCGGAUGGAUGAAACUGUCCCCCUUCACCUGUUACCUUCAGCCCCAGUGGCGGGUAGGGUUUCUGUGCCGCCGUCACUGGUGAGGCGAUGGCAGGCCCGGGUGCAGCCGGGACUUGGGGCGGUUUUCCCGUGGUUUUAAGGCCGGUGGGAGUUCUCCAUGUGCCUGAAGCUGGGGUGGUGCAUCCCUCCCUCCCCAGCGCCCUGCCAGUCCGGUCCGAGGAUCAGGCCUUGCUCCUGCCCACCGUGAGGGCUGGUCCUGCUGCGUCACCGCUGCUGGCAACCUGACCUCUGCUUUUUUCUGGUUUUCUUGGAAAAUGGUGAGAAACCUUGUUGUCUGGCUGCUGGCGCUGGGAGCUGGUGCUUAGUGGCGUUAGCAUUGUCGCUUUGUCCUGAAAUAGCACUUUUUACCUGGUGGUUCUGCCUACGGGGGGGGGGGUGUGUGUGUGACUUCCCCAUCCACUGUGCAGCCAGGUGCAGUUAGUGUCCAGCCCCCCCUGAAAUUAAUUGCAGUUAGCUGCCUGAAUUAAGAGACCUUUAAAAAUGCAGUGAAGUCUCCAGAGUCCCUUUGCAUAUUCUUACAGAUUCUGAAAGAAGCAGAUUUACUCCCACUUGUGUGUAUUGGCAGGUUUCCUGGUUUCUCUUUAGCUUCCAAUUAGCUUCUGGAGACUUAAUGAACAUGUGAAUCAGUACAUUUUUUGAAGCCUGAUAUCAUCAUAGAAAUGUAUAUGACUGCAUGCUGCGUCCCUAAGAUCAACAGAUAAGUCUUGAAAGUUCAGAACAGUUCAACUGCUGCGCUCCUGCACACAGUUACAAAAAUAACAGAUGGGUUGUGACCUGUAAUUAUUUUGUAAAAUGUUGCUUAACACACUUUUUUAGAUUUAAGGCCAAGCUUACAUGUGGCUUUUAUAGUUGUUUUUACUGGGCUGACCGACACGUGACUCAAGCCACUAAAUCUGAUGGGGGUACUGAUAUUCAGCAUCACUUUGAAUGCAAUACGGCAUCCCCUUGAGAGUAAGGAGGUGCCGAGGUCGACAGUUAAUUACUGCACGUUCCGUUUAAAACUCUAUAGAGUCUGCCUUGUUAAGCUUUUCUUUCUUUUACAUAUUUUUUAAAAUCACUCCCCAACAAGAACCGAUUGUUGGGAUGGGACAUUUAUGCCCUAAGCUAUGCGUGCCUGGUGCCCUCCCCUCUGUUAAGAUCUGUAUUGAUGGGAUGGUUUUUGCAUGUCCAGCGCUGCCGGUAGAUGCAGGGGGCGGGGAGCAGAGCUACUGGGACACCCGUUCAUGUGACGAUAAUUAGUGAUGUCCCUCUGCUGGUUGCUCAUCGUGGAGCAAAGUACCCAAAAUGGUGAAUGUGAAGCAGACUUUUGGAGUCUGAAAUGGAUCCUGGAAUUUAAUACGUGGUACCUUGCGAUACGUCACCCCGCUGGCUUUUUGCUUUUAAGGUUUUUGUUGGAAGAGGAGGAAUCCGACCUGCGAGUCGAGGCCCUGGCUUUCAGAGCCGGUAAAUAGAUACAUCUUGGGAUUUUCUGGGCAUUUAAAGCACCUGUAAGUUGGAUUUGGCUAUUUGAUUUGCUAAUACUUGCUUGUCCAACUGUCCACGCAGAACUAAUUCAGAAGGGCCAGAUGGGAGUCGGUGAAGGCCGGCAGGUGACGGGGGGCUGCCUGCUGGGGGUCGGGAGACCUUAAAAAUCGAUGUGACAGGUUUGUGAAGAAAGGGCCCAGGAAAUGCAAGGACUGUGAGUGCUUUGGGAUACUCUGUUAGCAUCAGAAAUCUGCCUUCUGUUAAACAAAAUUUACAUGCUUACAUACAUUUAAACGAUAUGUUGUAUAAUACGUAAGGAAUUCAGCAGGGAAAGGUUUAUCAAUUACCUUUAUUGCAAUUACCAUGCCUUUUUGUUUGGAUAUAGAAACUUUUUUUGGAGGAAAAAGCAAUGCCAUCUGGUUUAGGAUAACAUGAUGUGUGGGGGGUUGUAUUUGGGAGCGACUCAAGCGGUCGGGUGGGUGAGUCCAGGUGUGGGCAGAGGGACGGGGCUGGCCGGAGGGCUGGGGGGCUCAGGCUUCACUCGCCCCCUCGGCAGCUGCCGCCGCGCUGAAUAUAGCUGCUCAGCAGUGGCCGGGGCUGCCAGCCCCCGGGGAGGGGGAGGCAGCUGCGGUUCCUGCCAUGGCUUGUGCUGGCCCUUGGGGCUCCCCUGGAAACCCGGCAGCGCCCACCGCGCUUUGUUCGCCUGCACGGGCUCUGCCGUGGGAAAAUGCCACUCUCCGGAGGGGUGGGUCAUAAAACCAGAUCACCACAAAAGAGCUGACGGAGGGUGUGAGUAUCAACUUGUUUCCCACUUCCAAGUAUUGUUUGGGAAUACUUUCUUUCCUCCUUUUUUCUUUUUUUUUUUUUAAAUUUCUUUUUGCAUUUGCUGUUGCUGCUCCCUUGGCUGGCCUCCCCAGCGCUAGCCCGGCACUAGCUGGGUGAGUACUGGCAGAGCCGCUCUGCCGAUGUUCUCCGCUCUGUUUCAGGCUGGAGUUGCUGGAAGAGGCUUUGGUAUCGCUGGGGCUCCGAGGAUGCCCACCUGUGGCUGAGGGUUGGCAGCACCAUUUGUGAUGCUCUGUGGGGAGCCCACGAGAUGUCAUUUAUGUUGAGAGUAUUUCUGAGCCCUGCCGGCUUGGCGAACGCAGGCAGAGGUGCUUGACUCUGCCUGGUGUUCACAAAAUAAGGUCCUCGGUCUGCUGUAUUGGCUCUCCUUGAUUUGGCUCAUCGAUUGUCCUGUGCAGCUCCUCACUCGAGCCCAGCGUGGGCAGCAGGACCAGGGUGGUGGAGCAUCUCCAUGUGUGGAGCACCUGGGGCUCAGGCUUCGAGAACAGUAUCUCAUAUUAGAAGGUUUUGCAGCAAGAUGCAGUGAGCUUGGCUGUACAGCACGCUUGAAAAUGUGUCAUUGGUUGUGAAAUUAAUUAAUGGAAAUACUUGCUCAAAGAGUUAAUUUCAUUAAUUAAGGUGGAAACUGCAGAGCUAAGCGCCGAGUUUGGGGUUUACAACCUCCUACCUCCCCCUCUGAUUUUUUUUUUUUUAUAUGUGAUUCUCACUUCUGGGUGGCUUCCAUUGCAGGGUUUUGAGUUUGUCUCUUAAAAACUCUCAAGUCUCCACCCCAGCGGCCCUCAGGGCUCAGCCACGCUAAUAGGUGCUUUAUGUCCCAGUUAAUGAUGGCUCAUUUGGGCCCAGUAGCCUCAUGGCGCACAAACUGAGACUGGGCAUUAAUUCAGGAGACGGUUGCACCAUGCCGGCAAGGUGUAAAGCACAGGUUUGGUCUCAGUCUGGUCGGAGCUUUAAUUAGAUUUUCCCUGUGUGUCAUGUCCUCAGAACCAGCAAAUGCUGCUGGGACGAGGAAGUUUGCUCUUUCCUCUUGUCCCACUUGACGCACCGAGAUGCAGCUUUAUGGUUUGUGGGAUCUGGCCCAGAACAUGCUUAAUCUCCUUGUUAUUAGACAUACCCAGUUUCUUUACUUGGUGUGGAGGCGAGGGGGGCUGGCGAGUUGCCACUACUGUGCCCUGUGUAUUUCAGAGAGCCCGAGGCUUGUCAUCAUCUUGUGGAAGAAGUUCUGCCCCGAUGGCCGUGGAUAUGGGAAAAUCGCUUUCUGAAGCCUCCCUGAGCGGGAAGGCCGAGGGUGAUGGCAGGUGGGACUGCGCGGAGGGGGAGACGGACAGCCUGUGCUGGCUUUUAGGGACAGAAGAAGCCAAGCCCUGCUCGCAAGGGACAGAGAAGGUGGCAAUGAGCAGACGCAGUCACUUGGGCGCUGGUGUUACCCAGGGAGGCUCAAGCUACUGCCAAGAAGUGUCUUCAGCAUCCGCAUCCCGAUUUCCCAGAGCGAGAGCAAGCCUCUCGGAGGCAGGGACGUUGGUGUGCGGAGGUGCUGAUGGCGGGGAUGUGCCUCAUCGUGGUAGUCACCAGUGCCUCUCCUCAGAAGAGCAGCAGGUGAAGGCUCCGAGCCGUUGGGAGCCAGCGCCUGGCCCUCCCCGCCGGCGCAGCUCUGCCGAGGAGAGCAUCCUCGCCGGCAGCUGCCACGACGCCCUUGCCAGCCGGCAGAGCCGAAGGCCGGGAGCUCAAUCCCCAUUUUCCUCCACCCCGGAGCUCCUGCGGCCCCAGACCCCCCCCAGCCCUGAGAGCGCCCUGCGCAGCCGCUCCGCGUCGAGCUUCUCCACUCUGUCUUCAGAAGGAAACAGCCCCUCCGAAGGGCCACCCCGCCGCUGGCUGGCCGGCACGGACCUGCCUUCUCCCGCGGCCGCCCGGGACCUGUGCUGGCGGGGGGUUGCGGCAGCGGGCAGAGCACCGCGGGUGCCCAGGCCCUUCAGCCUUCUGCGCAUCAGGGAGGUGUCACCCUACCAAGCCGAUUACUGGGCAUGUGCCAUACCGGAUUCCUUACCCCCGUCUCCGGACCGCCGCUCGCCCCACUGGAACCCCAAUAAAGAGUACGAGGACUUGCUGGAUUAUGCUUAUCCACUGAAGCCAAGGGGUUUUGCUGAGGAUGUCAUGGCAGAGUCAGCUGGACCAGGCUCAUCUGCCCGCCCUGCUGCAGACGGGAGAAGCUGGCGUGCCGCAGGGAGUCCCUUCCCGAACUACAGAGGGCAGGCGAAAAGCACUAGCAGGUUUUUACCUACAACAGGAGUGCUCCCCCUGAGGAAGGAGUGGGAGGGCGAUGAAGAAUUUCUCUCCCUGCCUCCGAGACUGCGGGAGCUGGAAAGGCUGGCUCAGUUUUUGUCCAGUCUUUCCUUAAGUAUAAGGACGCCGGGGCACGACCGCCGUAACCUUCCGCGUCACAGCGAUGGCAGGCAGCCCCUUUCGCCCAAGUUGGCUCCUUUCAGAGAGGCGGGUGGCAAGGACGAAAGAGGGAAUAUUGAGGGUUAUGCUGGGCUGUGGCACCCCUGCAGCUCUCAGAAGCCCAGCUGGGAAAACACUGAAUCGUGUGGCUGGAUCCAUAGAGGUCCUCUGCCGGGGCUUCACCUGUCAACCGGCCUCAGGGAUGCGCUGGAUGGGCCGUACCUAGAUGAACCGCGGGUCAAGGGGCCUCCCAAGAAGAGCCAGCAGAGCGAGUCCCUUGCCCAGUGCGUGAAGAUGUUUUGCUGUCAGCUGGAAGAGCUCAUUCAUUGGCUGUACAAUGUGGCGGACAUCACCGACAGCUGGGUACCACCCUCGCCGGAUGCGGAGAGCGUGAAGGCAUCGCUGCAUCGCUACUUGGAGUUCAGGAAAGAUGUGGCCGACCACCAGAGCCUGACAGAGAGCGUGCUGGAGAGGGGAGAAGCUCUCCUCAGCUGCAUGGCAUCGAAUUCGCCAGCUCUGAAAGACACGCUGGGAUUGAUUGCGAAACAGUCAGAAGAGCUAGAAACCCACGCGGAGCGCUUGUACGAGUCCGUCCUAGCUGCCGUGGGUCCCGUGCAGGGCGAGGACGGGCUGGGGGACAAGGGGGUGCAGCAGACGGCUGCUCCGUGCGUGCCGCCUCGAUCAGACCUGGGCUGUGCCAGCCAGCCUCGGGACGGCUGAGAAUUGCAGCCAGCACAGAAGCACCUCUCCCUCCUCUUGCAGAGAUGCCAAAAACCCGUACGACCACUGUGUGUUCAGCGUCAGCCAGCCUGGGCUGAGUGCACCGUGGUUUGUUGUUCUUUUGAACCGUGGCUUGAGAAAGGCGAGCAGUACCGCCGUUCUUUGGCUGCUGGGAUGCCCAAGCUACUAGUGCUGGCUCCAUCGGGAUGUUCCCAGAGCAAGGACAGUACAGCUGGCCUUUUUUUUUUUGGGGGGGGGGGGGUUUGUUUUUCAGAGUAGCUUUUCUUUUUUUUUUUAUUUUUUUUUAUUGAAGUGGCCUGUUCCAUGUGUUAGCAGAACGUCUGGAACACACUGUUUUUUUUAACUGAGUAAUCCAUAGUGUGCCGUGCAACUCACUUCUAAGUAAAGCCGUGUGAUUUUAA